Messenger RNA from Boeremia exigua, 860 nucleotides. RefSeq names its product SGNH hydrolase-type esterase domain-containing protein. Gene Ontology annotation, molecular function: hydrolase activity, acting on ester bonds. The transcript is spliced from 3 exons. The record is from RefSeq and is a predicted model, not a curated record. The coding region runs from base 75 to 860 and encodes 261 amino acids. NCBI's taxonomy places the organism in Eukaryota, Fungi, Ascomycota, Dothideomycetes, Pleosporales, Didymellaceae.
CCUUGCUGUUUUCCGUAAAACAGCCACCAAAUCUUCGAGCAAACUUUGUACUCGGAAAGGUCUGAAUUAUCAAGAUGGCACUACAGACCCAAAAGCCGCAGUUCAUCCUCUUUGGUGACUCGCUCACCGAGUGGGGUUUCGAGGAGUUCGACGAAGGUUUUGGCUGGUUUCUCGAACAGAAGUACAAGGACAAGGUUCACGUGCAGUGCGAAGGUCGGGCAGGCUUCACUUCCACCAAUCUCCUCCCCGACUUUGACCGCAUCAUCGCCCAAGCCACGUCGCCCAACGCGCCCAAGACCCUACUCUUCACCAUCUUCCUUGGCGCCAACGACGCUUGCCUCAAUGGCAUGGAAGAGUACGUUCCACUUCCCCAAUUCGAGCAGAACAUCUGCAAGUUCGUCGAAACGAUCCUGACCCAGGACGCGCUGCCCGAGACGAAGAUCGUGCUGAUUACGCCACCACCCAUCAACAUCCUGAGCCCCCUUUUUGACGGCGAAGAAGGUGCUGAUUUGAAGGCGCUGAACGAGGAGGAGAAGCUGUUGAGGGGCUAUCGGACGUACAUGAACAAGAAGAGGUAUGCGGAGAAGAUCAUGCAGAUUGCGGUCACGUAUGAGGAGACGGGACGUGUGGCUGGACUAGACUUCUGGGGCGAUUUGGUAAGGGCGAAAUUGCAGGAGAUCGGCGAGGAGUAUGAUGAAGAGAGGCUGCCAGGCUCUGGGCUGUAUGGGGUGGGCGACUUCGGCAAGGGUUACUUCACUGAUGGGCUGCACCUGGAUAAGAAAGCGUACAACGUGUUGUCUCGGACCCUGUAUGAUACCAUGGUGACAAAAUGGCCGCAGUUGGCCCCGGAGCUCUUGUAA